GCCUACUGCUGUAAUAUUGUGUAAGGUGAACUUGUACGAGCCGUGUACAUAUGUAGGCGGUCCCCUAGCAGUUGUGGUUAUAUUACAUUCCCGGCAUUCAGCAGAUGCUCUUAAUUUUUUAUUUGUUGAAUGUACUGGUUUGACUUCAGAAAUGAAACUCCCACAGACAUUUGUUAGUUUACCAUUUGAGUGCAAUUAGAACCCGAACCUCUCACCCGCCCAGAGACGAACGUGGUACCGGUUGGCUAAAGGUGAAAUCGCCCUUAUUACAUAGUUAUUUAGAAAAUGAGGGUUGCGUCGCCAGUGUUUGUCGGUGUAACCUGCUACAAUGCCUUCGCUUUACUGCAGUUGUGUGCUUAUUUAGGGAACUAGCAGAGUUACACCAAUGCACCGUCGAUGCCAGUUGCAGCAAUAAUCGCUCUCCUGUACUGGUCGGCGUACUAGUAACGCCUAUUGAAGUAAUACGCAAGGCAAUACGAAAUCGAGCAGACUGUGAAAUAAAAUGGCUAAUUCUAGGCGAAGUUGCGAUAAAUGUUGUAUACUGAAAGGUACUUGGUACCCUUCGUGGUGUUUUUAGAAUUCCCCUUUGGGAUUAUUUGUAUCGCCUCAGUUUCGAUGGCACAAGCAGUUGCUCAAAUGUUCACGUUUUUAAGUAAACGUUUUUUAAAGCAAAUUAUUGCUCAAAGGGAGAGUGCAAUGGACUUUAGAACAUUAGUAACUGCAAUGAAAGUACAUUGAGAAUUUCUUUAACAAGAGUAAGAAAGUUAAGACACAUCGGUUAAGAAAAUGGUGGGGAGGGGGUCUUUUGUUCUGAAGAAAGACAGACGUUAUGUUUUUUUUGCCGACCCGCCGUAUUGAACCAAUAGAUUUUGAACAUAAAAUCGUGGACCAACAGCCUCCAAUGAGAAUCGGUCUGACGUCACCGGCAAAAGGGGAAUGUAAAUUUGCAUUCAUCCCCGGUCAGACGCUUUAAUUACGAGACACAAUUGCGUUCUCUCCACUCCAACGUGCAAGAUGCCUGAAGUUGCAAAAUCAGCGCCCAAGAAGGGCUCGAAGAAAGCCGUGACCAAGACUGCUGCGAAAGGCGGAAAGAAGCGCAGAAAGAGCAGGAAAGAGAGCUACGCUAUCUACGUGUACAAGGUGUUGAAGCAAGUUCAUCCUGACACCGGCAUCUCUUCCAAAGCCAUGGGCAUCAUGAACUCAUUUGUCAACGACAUUUUCGAGCGUAUCGCCGGUGAGUCCGCCCGUUUGGCUCACUACAAUAAGCGGUCCACCAUCACUUCAAGGGAGAUCCAGACUGCAGUGCGUCUUCUGCUGCCCGGAGAGCUGGCCAAACACGCAGUGUCUGAGGGAACAAAGGCUGUUACAAAGUACACCAGCUCCAAGUAAACUAGCAUAAGAAUUUCACCCAAAGGCUCUUUUAAGAGCCACCCACAUUGCAAACAAAAGGCAGAAUUUCAUUAACCGUUGGGAUGGUGACCUUUCGGCAGCGAGAGGCGUGUACCCACAAAUCAUCCGGUGACUUUCAGCGCCGUCGGAGUAGUCAACAGCACCUGACACAGUCCUGUCCAGCGGGGUUGGUGCCAAUGCUUUCAUCUGAGGUCCUUCAUCACCACCCAGUCACCAGGCUGCAACCCGCGCUGGGCAUCUGUCCAGGGUUCAGGUAACACCGCCUUGGGUUCUGCAUAAAUACCUUUCAACACAUUGUUUAAUGCCAUACAGUAAUCUCCCAUAGCUUCUUCACAUCCUUGCGGAGUUUAUCUAUUCUGGGGAAACGGUGCGUUCACCAUCCACAUCGGUCACCCUGUGAAAAUCAUGAGAGGACAUUCCGGUUGUGCAGUGUGUUCUUCCCCUCACAUGCAUCUGAGCCAACGGUAGCACUUGUACUCAUGACAGUCCGCUUUCUGCCAUCAACGCUGCGAGCUUAUUCUUUAGCGUCCUGUUGGCCCUUUCUACAGCGCCUCCACUCGCAGGGUGGUAAGCACAAUGAGUCCACACAUCGAUCUGCAGACAGAUGCUGAA
Molecule: messenger RNA, 2022 nt
Organism: Anguilla anguilla (European eel)
Lineage: Eukaryota; Metazoa; Chordata; Actinopteri; Anguilliformes; Anguillidae
Product: histone H2B-like
Exons: 2
Coding region: 1015-1389 (124 amino acids)
Cellular component (GO): nucleosome
Molecular function (GO): protein heterodimerization activity; structural constituent of chromatin; DNA binding
Source: RefSeq, a predicted model, not a curated record